CAAAACAGUUUCAAUUGUUGGGAAAUUUCCUUUUUACGCGGCGAAGGGAGCGCUGGCCGUACGGUAACCGUUCUGCUGUGUGUGUAAAAAUCUUGAAUGAAUGUGCCGUUUACUACUGGAACGUAGCACUUUCCCCCUUUUAACUUAAGAUCCUACUGCAAUGUUAUUCAUCUUCACUUUCACACCCAUUUAUUUACUUUUUAUCGGUAUAUAUUUCCAAUGACGGUAUCGUCCAGAAGCGUCUCAACCGCAACGCUGCCCACACACUGAACGGCUCGCUCGAGGCCGGGCGGAAAUGACGUGUGGAUACCGCACGCACCUGCAUUCCACCGGCAGCUAUCUCAAUUUUGACAUAACUAAGUAUAUCUUGAAAUUAUUCCACCCAAAGCCAAACCCCACCCCCAUGAUUUUAAACGCUGGUCAAAGCCUAAUGCCAUGUCGCACACAGGCCCAUUCGUGCCGCCCUCGGAGUGGAGCGAGAGCUCCUCCAUUUCGCGCCUCGCGCCGCUGCUGCUCCUGCUCGUGCCCUCCGUGUUGCUCCUAUUGCUGCUCAACUGCGUCUUUCUAGGCUACAAAUUGCUGCUUUCGGCCAAGAGGCGCCGGCGGCGGCGACGACGACGGCGGCUGGACUCGGAGAGCACGCUGUCCAGGAUGGCGGAGACGACGUCCUCCACCAUCGUCAACGGCGACGGGGAGAGGGGAUUCGACCCCAUUAAUCCGGCGCAGUCGGUAUCUUCGUGCCUCACCUCGUCCAAGGAGAGCGCGGCCGCGCCUCAGACAGUCAGCAACACUAUGCCCGACCGCGCCACAGGGACAGGGACGGGUUCGGGCUCCGUGAGGGCCCUGAGCACCGUCAUGGCCGCGCUGUCAACGACGGAGUCGACGGCCAGAGCCGAGCUGCCGCCGCGCGUGGACUGGCGGAGGGGAGAGCCGCUCGUCCCGCCUCCCUGCAGCGACUCGGACACGGAGAGGGGGAACCCGGUGCCGCCCAACUCCCCCGAGCUGCACGGAGCCGCGUCCACGUGCAGAGAGCCCUGUUACACGUGUACUUCUCGCGAACGGAACGUGGCUGCGAACUGUGAAAGCCAGAGGACGGCGGGGAGCGCGAGGCCCCUGCGGCGGAGCAGCACCGUGGACAUGAAGGAGGAGCUGGUUCAUCUCGGGGCUACCAGUCCCCGGGAUUUGAGGUUCCAGUGUGGAUACACAAGCAGCAUUCCUGCAGAGAACUCCGUCUUCGUUACCUCGGCCAGCUCCUCCACCGGGGGGCCGGGGUUGGACAGCGACUUUGGGGCGAGCGCAGGAGUUUCCCUUCGAAUCCUGUCCUGCGACGGCGAGGGCCUCUCCGAAGCCAUCCCGGCCUCGGGUUUGGAGUGGGAUUAUUAUGAUCCGUGUUAUGUGAGCCAGAACCACGUUCCAAGACACAUGUUUCACAUGCCCACAGUCACGGCAAAGCAGUACUGGGUCUGAACCUCAGUGCCCCCCAUUAGGAGUCACUUGUGAAAAGAAUGAGACUUUGUCCAUGCUUGAUGAUGUUGGAUGUUUC
Messenger RNA from Scleropages formosus (Asian bonytongue), 1543 nucleotides. RefSeq names its product huluwa (gene hwa). The transcript has 3 exons. Bases 436 to 1467 code for a protein of 343 amino acids. The record is from RefSeq and is a predicted model, not a curated record. Lineage: Eukaryota; Metazoa; Chordata; Actinopteri; Osteoglossiformes; Osteoglossidae.